AUGGAAGCAUCCAACACAGAAAUUGAUAUCGAUCAGGUGAUUGCACGCCUUCUCGAAGUGCGAGGCUCGCGACCGGGCAAGCAAGUCCAGCUGCCAGAGUAUGAAAUCAAGUUUCUAUGCACAAAAGCAAGGGAAAUCUUCAUCAACCAACCGAUCCUGCUUGAACUCGAAGCGCCCAUCAAGAUUUGCGGCGAUAUCCACGGGCAGUACUACGACCUUCUCCGUUUGUUUGAGUAUGGCGGCUUCCCACCGGAGGCCAAUUACCUCUUCCUGGGAGAUUACGUUGAUCGGGGGAAACAAUCGCUCGAGACAAUCUGUCUCUUGCUCGCCUAUAAGAUCAAGUACCCGGAAAACUUCUUCAUCCUUCGCGGUAACCACGAAUGCGCUAGCAUCAACCGAAUUUACGGCUUUUACGAUGAGUGCAAAAGACGUUACAACAUCAAGCUAUGGAAGACAUUCACAGAUUGUUUCAACUGUCUGCCCAUUGCUGCCAUUAUCGAUGAAAAGAUCUUUACAAUGCACGGUGGUCUCUCGCCGGAUCUCAACUCAAUGGAGCAGAUCAGGAGGGUCAUGAGGCCCACUGAUGUGCCUGAUACCGGCUUGCUAUGCGAUCUGCUCUGGUCGGAUCCAGACAAGGAUAUCACCGGAUGGAGCGAAAACGACCGCGGCGUGUCCUUCACAUUCGGGCCAGAUGUUGUUUCUCGAUUUUUGCAAAAGCACGAUAUGGACUUGAUUUGCCGUGCGCAUCAGGUUGUGGAGGAUGGGUAUGAGUUCUUCUCCAAGCGGCAAUUGGUGACACUCUUUUCUGCACCAAACUAUUGUGGUGAAUUUGACAAUGCAGGCGCCAUGAUGUCUGUGGAUGAAAGCUUGCUAUGCAGUUUCCAGAUUCUCAAACCGGCAGAGAAGAAGCAGAAGUACCAGUACGGUGGUAUGGGCUCUGGCAGGCCUGUGACGCCGCCGAGGAAGCAGAAGAAGUGA
Molecule: messenger RNA, 978 nt
Organism: Protomyces lactucae-debilis
Lineage: Eukaryota; Fungi; Ascomycota; Taphrinomycetes; Taphrinales; Protomycetaceae
Product: Metallo-dependent phosphatase-like protein
Exons: 4
Coding region: 1-978 (325 amino acids)
Cellular component (GO): cytoplasm; nucleus
Molecular function (GO): protein serine/threonine phosphatase activity
Source: RefSeq, a predicted model, not a curated record